AUGGCAGAUGAAUUCAAAAGUAAUGCGCCUGCUCCCACUCAAGGGGCAGCGCUGUCUGAUAGUAGACCCCCUACAGUUAGUCAGGGAGAAAGAGUAGUGAAAAGGAAGGAAUUGGGAAGGUUCACAUGUUUCGGCUUUGCUCUAAGGCAAGACACUGCCCACCCUCAACGUGCAACUAAAGGUCUCGAUUCAACCAUUCACGCUUCACUCCCUAUUUUAAUUUUCCGUAAAGACGAGUUCAAAGAAGGGCUAGAAUGUGCGGUUUGCUUGUGUGAGCUUGUAGAAGGAGAGAAAGUUAGGCUGUUUCCUAAAUGUAACCAUGGCUUCCACGUUGGUUGUAUUCAUAUGUGGUUUCAAUCACACUCCACUUGUCCUCUUUGUAGAAACCCCAUUUUUGUUGGUGGUGAGUUUAAGAAUUCAAGUCACCUUUCUCCAAAUGAUGGUUCGGGUUCGAGGUAUUCAACAGAUUCUCCUAAUUUCCCUACAAAUGUGUUGUUUUGGGGUAAUGACACGCAGGUUAGUAGCGGUGGUGCCUAUUUGGAAGAGGGUGCUUCAGCAUCAUCUUCUUCUAAUAGUUCCUCAGCCAUGGCAUCUACCAGUGGUAGGCAAGAAGGGAUGUUGAUGAUUGAUGUUCCAACGAAUGGAAAUGAGAAUUCACCAGAGGAGGAAUCAAGGUGUGAAAUGCCUACAAGAUAA
Gossypium arboreum is the source of this 696-nucleotide messenger RNA. Its product is annotated as RING-H2 finger protein ATL60-like. The coding region runs from base 1 to 696 and encodes 231 amino acids. NCBI's taxonomy places the organism in Eukaryota, Viridiplantae, Streptophyta, Magnoliopsida, Malvales, Malvaceae. The transcript is spliced from 3 exons. The record is from RefSeq and is a predicted model, not a curated record. Gene Ontology annotation, biological process: protein ubiquitination.